AGAAAACUACUAUUCUUUAAAAUAAUAAAGAAAUAAAGGAGAAUAUCAGUUGAUGGGAUUCCAAUGUUAAAAAAUCAUAUUUAUAGGAAUAGAAGUGUAAGAAGUAGAUUAUAAAAUCUAAGAGCCAUUAUAAAGGAUAAAUAUUUUUGUAAAACUAUUAAUAUAUAGAAAAUAUGUCGAAAGAUAUACCAAUUUCUAAAGAAAAACAAUUUUCAGUACCAUUUUCUGUUAAAAAUUAUUCUACAAAUUCAGGCACAGUUCCAGUAGCAGCAGUUGCGGAAUUACAUAAUGCACUUGAAUCAGAGCAAGAAGCGAUUACAAAUAACUUACUUAAACGUUUAGAACAACUUAAAUAUGACAAAAUUCGCAUUGAAUCAGAACUUGAAAUUGAAAGCGAAAAUAUUAUGAACAAAUUAACACGUGAAUUAAAUCAAUUACGUACCUCACAAAAUCACUCUUCAGGGCCUUUAAGUUCCCCAAAACAAUCACCUAUUACUUUUUCAGUAAAUACCCUUAAUUCUCCAACUCGCUAUGUGCUUCCAAAAAGAGAUACUAUACCUACUUCACUAGUUCAAUCUUCUUUAUCUUCUCGCUUGACAAAUGAAAUCAUGCAUAAUUCAAAUACUAUUGAGACACUUAAGACGGAAAAUAAUACAUUAAAAACCCAGCUUAAAACAUUAAAUGCAGAAUAUACCAAUCUUAAAUCAGAAAGAGACCACCUUAAAAAGAAAUUAGAUGAAAUAUGCCAAACUUAUAAUAUUUCUAUAGACGAUGUCUUAUCAACUUAA
Molecule: messenger RNA, 788 nt
Organism: Pneumocystis murina B123
Lineage: Eukaryota; Fungi; Ascomycota; Pneumocystomycetes; Pneumocystales; Pneumocystaceae
Exons: 6
Coding region: 174-788 (204 amino acids)
Source: RefSeq, a predicted model, not a curated record